CGCUAUCCUUAAAGGGGGGAGGAGCACGUAUUUGGCGUAAGUAGAGUGUAGGCCCUUCCCGCCAUUGGCGGCGGUUAGGACGUUUACGUAACGGCCUGACGUAAGCGGAGACGCGUUAGUCGGGGGAAGGUUCUAGAAAAGCGGCGGUCUCGGCUCCAGCGGCAGUAGCAGCGGCGCCGGUCCCGUGUGCGGGUGUUCCUCGCGGCGCAGUUUCUUGGCCAUCGACUGCUCUCCCCCAACAGCGGCAGGACGAGUCCCGUGCGUGUCCGUCCGCGGAGGUCUUUCUCAUCUCGCUCGGCUGCGGGAAAUCGGGCUGAAGCGACUGAGUCUGCGAUGGAGAAAACUUUAGAAACUGUUCCUUUGGAGAGGAAAAAGAGAGAAAAGGAACAGUUCCGUAAGCUCUUUAUUGGUGGCUUAAGCUUUGAAACCACAGAAGAAAGUUUGAAAAACUACUACGAGCAAUGGGGAAAGCUCACAGACUGUGUGGUUAUGAGGGAUCCUGCAAGCAAAAGAUCAAGAGGAUUUGGCUUUGUAACUUUUUCAUCCAUGGCCGAAGUUGAUGCUGCCAUGGCUGCAAGGCCUCAUUCCAUUGAUGGCAGGGUAGUUGAGCCAAAACGUGCUGUAGCAAGAGAGGAGUCUGGAAAACCAGGAGCCCACGUGACUGUGAAGAAGCUGUUUGUUGGUGGAAUUAAGGAAGAUACUGAGGAACACCACCUUAGAGAUUACUUUGAAGAAUAUGGAAAAAUUGAUACUAUUGAAAUAAUUACUGAUAGGCAGUCUGGAAAGAAAAGAGGCUUUGGCUUUGUUACUUUUGAUGACCAUGAUCCUGUGGAUAAAAUAGUCUUGCAAAAAUACCACACCAUAAAUGGUCACAAUGCAGAAGUUAGAAAGGCAUUGUCUAGACAAGAAAUGCAGGAAGUCCAAAGUUCAAGGAGUGGAAGAGGAGGAAACUUUGGCUUUGGGGAUUCUCGUGGUGGCGGUGGCAAUUUUGGACCAGGACCAGGAAGCAACUUUAGGGGGGGAUCUGAUGGAUACGGAAGUGGACGUGGAUUUGGGGAUGGCUAUAAUGGGUAUGGAGGAGGACCUGGAGGUGGCAAUUUUGGAGGUAGCCCUGGUUAUGGAGGAGGAAGAGGAGGAUAUGGUGGUGGAGGACCUGGAUAUGGCAACCAGGGUGGGGGCUACGGAGGUGGUUAUGACAACUAUGGAGGAGGAAAUUAUGGAAGUGGAAGUUACAAUGAUUUUGGAAAUUAUAACCAGCAACCUUCUAACUAUGGCCCAAUGAAGAGUGGAAACUUUGGUGGUAGCAGGAACAUGGGAGGACCAUAUGGUGGAGGGAACUAUGGUCCUGGAGGAAGUGGAGGAAGUGGGGGCUAUGGAGGAAGGAGCCGAUAUUGAGCUUCUUCCUACUUACCAUGGGCUUCACUGUAUAAAUAGGAGAGGAUGAGAGCCCAGAGGUAACAGAACAGCUUCAGGUUAUCGAAAUAACAAUGUUAAGGAAACUCUUAUCUCAGUCAUGCAUAAAUAUGCAGUGAUAUGGCAGAAGACACCAGAGCAGAUGCAGAGAGCCAUUUUGUGAAUGGAUUGGAUUAUUUAAUAACAUUACCUUACUGUGGAGGAAGGAUUGUAAAAAAAAUGCCUUUGAGACAGUUUCUUAGCUUUUUAAUUGUUGUUUCUUUCUAGUGGUCUUUGUAAGAGUGUAGAAGCAUUCCUUCUUUGAUAAUGUUAAAUUUGUAAGUUUCAGGUGACAUGUGAAACCUUUUUUAAGAUUUUUCUCAAAAGUUUUGAAAAGCUAUUAGCCAGGAUCAUGGUGUAAUAAGACAUAACGUUUUUCCUUUAAAAAUUUAAGUGCGUGUGUAGAGUUAAGAAGCUGUUGUACAUUUAUGAUUUAAUAAAAUAAUUCUAAAGGAAAUUGUGUAAUUAUAGACUUUUUAUUUUAAAUAAGUUAAGGAGUGGGUAGUAUAAUUAAGGUCCAUUGCAAAGCUGUUGUUGUAUUUGUGUAAGAUAAAAAAUGCUGGUCAGAUUUAAGUGUGUUGUCUGAAAUUCAUCAGGAAUAAAUUACCUAGUUAACUUAAGGGAUAUCUCUGCAAGGAGAAACACCUUUUUAGAUCUUUUAGAUGCUGCUUCUUCAAUGCAAGGAAAGGAAAUAACCCCAGCGAGGUACUCUUCAGGGACACAGGUCUAGUACAAGAGAACUCUUGACGACUAAUCUCAGCCAGUCUUAAAAAACUGUGCUGUAUCUACAAAGCUUUAACUACAGUAGUUGAUAAGGAUGCCAACGAAAGCUGAGGGUGUAGAGCAAAGUAGUUCUAAGCUUCAGUUAAACUUCUUUAGGUAAGAACUUAUUUACUUUUUCUUUCUUAAUUUUCCUCCCUUAAAAGAUAAACUAAUAAACUCUUCAAUGGUCUUUUCAGUAUAGUUCUUAUGUAGUUUAACAUAGCUUAUAAAUUGAGUUUAACAAUAAACUCAAGAAGAUAAUUUUAUAAACCCUGUUUUCCAAUCUGUCAUUUACUUAAAUUAUUUUGGUUGUUUUCCCUUUUUUCCUUCUUUCUCACCCCCUCCCUUUCCAUGAAGAUUCAGGUGCUUAACAUAUCAUUUUUUUCCCUGCUGGAAUUUUAGCAUUGAUAUGAACCAUGGACACAAGUAUAUUCUGCUGCCACAAAGACUGUAAAGUGCUUCAUUUCAACAGCUGAGGCAAGCCAAGUGAUCAUUAAUAAAGCUUUUCUUGCUUCCUUCAGUGGUGUUGGUAGUAAAAUGGUAGGUAAAAGUUAGGCUGCAAAUUCAAUAAAUGAGAUUUACCUAUCAUUCCACCCUUGUGUAUUCAUUCACCUAUCCUGGUUCAAGCAGUUUGAGUCAACUAGGCAUUGUGUUUAUUACUUUAUGGUUACAACUAUACGUGCUUAUCAGGGAUGAGUCUGACAGGUUAAAGAUAGUGUCUUCUACAGUAGAAAUUUCUGUGCAACAGCAGCAGCAAAACCCUUUAUGUACCCUAUACUAAAUAAUUGGGUUAAAAUGUGGUAGUAAUUUUAGCCCAUUGUCCUGCCCUAAAAUGCCUACAGGUUGGCUAUUGAGAUUUCCUAAAAUAGCCCUCUGAUUUCUAGGCUUUAUUGCCUUUUCAGAAAUGUGAUAUUCAGAGCUUACUAUACACAUCAGUGAGUCUACUUUAAUCCUAAAACCACCACUGAAGUUACUUAGGUUCUUUGGACAAACAUGAUAAACUUCUUCAGAUACUUUUUUUUUCCUUUGGCAGGAAGGUGUCUUGCUGCAGGUAACUAAUGAAGAAGUGGUCAACCACAGAGUCUUCAAGAAAUAAGAAAUUCUGUACCAUCUGAAAGUAGUUCUUGUUGGUGCCUUCAUUUAAGAAGCACUUUUAAGAUUAAAGGGAAUGUUUUUGAUUUUAAAACUUCAUUUAGUACAGGUUCUUAAUAAAAUUACAAAAAUGAGUGCUGAUUGUAAAGGGUAAACAUCAACUCAGCAAAGGAUGAUGUAUUGUUUUAAAUUAGGACUUGUGAGUAGACAGAUAAAAGCUCUAUUUUAAAUAUAAGUUUUAUAAAAUAAAUACUUUUGUAUC
Messenger RNA from Mastomys coucha (southern multimammate mouse), 3568 nucleotides. It is a transcript of the gene Hnrnpa2b1, whose product is annotated as heterogeneous nuclear ribonucleoprotein A2/B1. NCBI's taxonomy places the organism in Eukaryota, Metazoa, Chordata, Mammalia, Rodentia, Muridae. Bases 334 to 1395 code for a protein of 353 amino acids. The transcript has 12 exons. Gene Ontology annotation, molecular function: RNA binding. The record is from RefSeq and is a predicted model, not a curated record.